AAUAAGUUUUCUUUCUUGGAAUGUCUUGCGGGAGUCGCCAUACUUUUCAGCCUUUCAUUCUCACAUUGAUAAAUUAACGUUCUGUGAAUCUCCCCAGGCCCAGGCUUGCCAACUGUAUAUAAAGGAACCAGAGCAACAACGGUUUGCUUCAAGAAAAAAAAAACAAUGGCAGGGAACAAAAACCAGAAGCACUUUGUUCUAGUACAUGGGCUGUGCCAUGGAGCCUGGUGCUGGUACAAGCUCAAGCCGCAGCUGGAGUCUGCUGGUCACAGGGUCACUGUGCUCGACCUCGCAGCCUCUGGCAUCAACAUGGAGGCAAUUCAAGAUGUUCGUACAUUUCAUGAAUACACCAGACCUUUGUUGGGCUUUUUGGCCUCACUUAAUGAACAGGCAAUAGUUGUGGGGCACAGCUUAGGAGGCAUGAAUUUGGCCCUGGCCAUGGACUUGCUCCCCCACAAAAUUUCAGUUGGUGUUUUCUUAACAGCGUUCAUGCCAGAUACCACACACCAACCAUCAUAUGUCAUCGAUAAGUAUUUAGAGGGAGGCUCAGAAGAGGCUUGGCAGGAUUCUCUAACUGUAACCAUUGGCAGCCCAGAACAACCUCUUACGAUAACAACUUUGGGCCCCAAGUUCAUGGCAUCCCAGCUUUAUCAGCUAUCCUCUGUUGACGACCUGGAACUGGCAAAAACUCUGGUCAGGCCUGGAUCACUAUUCCAACAAGAUUUGUCAAAGGCAAAGAAUUUCUCGGAUGAAGGUUAUGGAUCUGUAACAAGGGUUUUCGUUCUGUGUGGUGAGGACAAAACGAUGACCCCGGAAAUCCAACGCUGGAUGAUUCAAAACUAUCCGCCUAAAGGUGUGGUGGAGAUCAAAGGUGCAGAUCAUAUGGCAAUGUGCUCCAGGACCAAACAACUUUGCGACAAUCUUUUGGAGAUUGCAAAUACAUACGCUUAAUAUUAGUAUACUAGUAGAUUAAUAAACAAGCUAUGAUAUGAUGCUCCCUCUUUAUUUUAUAGAAAGGAAACGAUAAAGAAUAGUAAAGUAUUGAGUCUGAUCAGCACAUAUAAAUACUAGGUGGAAAGUGAUGCUUUCCUGCAUGCCACUAGCUAUCUAGCUAUUUGCAUUGCCAUUUGUCACAGUCAAUGUGGGCGGCUAACAAGGUUGUGACAGUAGUUCAACUCUGUACAUGUGAUUGCAAAACUGAUAGAAACUUCAUUUAUUAAAAAUGUAAUUUUCUAUGUAUUAGUAGUAA
This is a messenger RNA of Theobroma umbraticum, 1249 nucleotides long. RefSeq names its product salicylic acid-binding protein 2-like. The record is from RefSeq and is a predicted model, not a curated record. Lineage: Eukaryota; Viridiplantae; Streptophyta; Magnoliopsida; Malvales; Malvaceae. Gene Ontology annotation, molecular function: methyl salicylate esterase activity; methyl jasmonate esterase activity; methyl indole-3-acetate esterase activity. Gene Ontology annotation, biological process: jasmonic acid metabolic process; salicylic acid metabolic process.